Messenger RNA from Penicillium vulpinum, 897 nucleotides. RefSeq lists its product as uncharacterized. The transcript has a single exon. Gene Ontology annotation, molecular function: calcium/calmodulin-dependent protein kinase activity; ATP binding; calcium-dependent protein serine/threonine kinase activity. Gene Ontology annotation, biological process: protein autophosphorylation; peptidyl-serine phosphorylation; intracellular signal transduction. Gene Ontology annotation, cellular component: nucleus; cytoplasm. The coding region runs from base 1 to 897 and encodes 298 amino acids. Lineage: Eukaryota; Fungi; Ascomycota; Eurotiomycetes; Eurotiales; Aspergillaceae. The record is from RefSeq and is a predicted model, not a curated record.
AUGGAAGGACACCCUGUGUUACUGAGUUCCGAAGGCACCGUCCGUAUUGUUGCACUUGGAGGUGCCGGGUGCAUCCAUCAAGAUUCCAAUUAUCAAGACCAGGUGAUUAAAGCACCCCUGAAACACAAUACUCGAGGCUGCAGUGAAAAGGUCAUCAAAUCUGUGGAAAGAAGAGAGGAAUUCUCGGAGCUAUGCAUAAACCGCGAAAAGCUCAUUUACCAAGCGCUCCCAAAAUAUGAUCCUAAUAUCUUAAACUGCCUUGCAAUCACCGAUCGAGGAAUCCAUCUCCCCUAUUUACGGCACGGGGAUGUUCGAAGCUACCUACAAAAUUAUUCAGUCGAUGCCGAAACACGAGAUCAAUGGAUUAACAGCGCCAUUGAUGCUGUUGCCACUAUCCAUAUCUAUGGCGUCGUGCACUCCAAUAUUAGCCCGCGUAACUUUCUCGUGGCCGACGAUUUUUCAAUUCGACUAUGCGACUUCGCUGGAUCGAGAAUAAAUGAUCUAGACUCCCUAGUGGAGGAGGAGACUCGAUACCGAUUACCUUCCUCACCUUCGCGGACAAUUAUAACCGAUAUCUUUGCGCUUGGUUCUUUGAUCUACGAAGUCUCUACUGGUGUGCGCCCCUUUGAUGAGAUCGACGAUGAUGAUGAAAUUGAGAGAAUGUUUACGGAGCAAAUUUUCCCAAGUCUUGAGAGUCUUGAAUACCGUGAUAUUAUUUCUAAAUGCUGGAGAUCUCAGUAUUCUAGCGCUGAUAUAAUAAAGGGCGAUAUUCUUCGCCGUCGCAAACAUCUGCCUGAACCCAUGCAAUGUAAUUAUCCUUUAAUAUUUUCUACGUUGGCGAUGAUUGGCAUGGGCUUUGCUGUCGUAUGGGCGUAUAUGGGGCGGAAGAGAGGAUGA